UAAUUAAAAUAGGAAAAAUAAUAAAUGUGAAAUGCAGCAUUUUUAUGCAUGACCUCAAAACAAAACCCGUAAAAAGAUCAACCAAACUUUCCACCAGAUAACAUAAUGUCUUUGAAAAUAAAAAUAACCAUACAGAGGCCAUUUCCUUAUGAUUCUUUAGAGCCUCUAUUAAGAUUAAUGCUUAAUCUUUAUAUAACCCUGGAAGAAAUUCUAUGGGUAAAAAUUAGCAUAAUUUAAAAAAUCUGAAGGUGGUAGGAAUACAGAAUAGCCAUAGAGAAAAAGGGUUAAAGAGAAAAGUUCUCUGUACAAGGUGGAAGAAAGCUAACAUGCACUUGAUUCUGGCCCACCCCCCAUGAGUUAAUUAGAAAUUAGAGAUCUGAAAAUUAAGACUGAACUAAGCCUGGGGUUUUUACCCAUACUCUGGUGAGUGAUCAGGAGUUUAAAAUUGAACAAAUAAUACUAAAAACAAAUGGAUCCUGGGGUUUAAGGUAGAGCUAAGGACAACAAAUAAGACAGCCACAAGGAGAGGAGAUAAAGAGAAAAGUUAAAUGACUAAGGGCCUAAACAUCAAAGUAGAGUAUUUAUAUAUUUAAACUAGCAUAAUAUUUACAAAAACUAAAAUCAUAUUCACAAACAAGUUUUUUCAGAAACUCCAAAGUACAGAAACAUCUCUUAGCAUCUUUUCUGAAAUAAUUAAAAUUAAAAUUUGCUUUUGAGACAGGGUCUUAGACACCAAACUGUCCUCAGACUUCACUCACCUACCUCUGCCUCCUGAGUGCAGGAAUUGCAGGCAUACACCACCACCAUGCCCAGCUAAAAAAUGUUCUAUUAUACAUUUCCAUUCUACCAUCCCAUUCCAAAUGAGUUUCAAGUCUUGAAAUAAUUUCAGAGUAUUACAAAUGGUUCAGCUACCACUUGUUUUGUGGUCAUUUCUUUUUGUUACCACUGAAGAAGAAAAGGAGGAGGAGGAGGAGGAAGAGGAGGAAGGAGGAAGGAGGAAGGAGGAAGGAGGAAGGAGGAAGGAGGAAGGAGGAGGAGGUUUCUUCUUUAAAAAAAUUUCAAAGGCAUAAUGGUGAAUGCCUUUAAUCCCAGAAUUUGGGGAGUAGAAGCAGGCAGGUAUCUGUGAGUUCAAAGCUAGCCUGGUCUACAUCUAAAGUUUCAGGACAACCAGAGUUAUACUGUGAGGCCGUGUUUUGUCUGCAUGUAUGUCUGUGCACCAUGUGUACAGUGUGACAGUUAUGAGCCGAAACCCAGUCCUCUAGAAGAACAGCUGGUGCUUCUAACCACUCAGCCAUUACUCUAGCCUUUCCUUGUCUUUUUCUAGUGCAUUAUGAGGAUUGAAUGCAGGUCCUAAGUCUAGCAAGACAAACACCUUGCAAACAGAGCUACCUCCCCAAGCCUAUAACUUUUUCUUAAUUGCCUUGUGUCUUCUCUUGAUGACUUUGAGCUGGUAGUAUAGUCAACUAUUUACUAGUUUUAAUCCAACUGAAAGUGUAAAGGUUACAUUUGACCAAAUAAUUAACAGAUUUAGCACUUAGUAAAGUAUAAAGGACUUCCAGUUACUUACAGGUCAUAAUUUACCACUAGCAGCACUCAUCUCUGCAAACAAACACUUAAAUGUAAACUCAAAAAACAAAUUUACAAGCCAGAGGUGGUAGCCCCAUACCUCUAAUCCUAGCACUAAGGAGACAGAAGCAGAAGAAUUAAAAAUUUGAAGUCACUCUGGGCUACAGGGAAAUUGUAUGAAAAAAUGACUAAAACAGUAUGAUAGUAUCAAAACCAAAAGAUAGCUCUUAGUAAAGAUGUAGGAGAUUCUCACAGUUUAGUAAUGGCACCAAAAGAGAAAAUAAAUGGACUAACAAACCCACCAUGCUAAAACCAUCAAUAUUUACCCAAAUUAACCAAGAGAUUUAAUUUCAAUCAAUCUCCAAAUGUACAUCUGCAUAUAUCUGUAUGUAAAAAGAGAUGGCUCAGUGGUUAAGAGUGCAUGUGACUUCAUACACAUACACACACACACACACACACACACACACAAAUAAACCUUUAAAGAGAUAAAAUUUACAAAGGAUUUUAGUUGCCAGAACAGCUCUGGCCACUGGGAAGGAAAAAAGAUGCUAAAUGUCUUGGUUGGGUUUUUAAUCCUUGACAAAAGCUAGAGAGAUAUUUGAGUACUUGUGAAGUGGAACUUCAACUGAGUAAAUGCCUCCAUCAGAUUGCCUAUAAGCAUGGUGGUGAGGCAUUUUCUUCAUAACAGUUAAUGUGAGAGGACCCAGCCCACUGUGAUUGGUGCUACCCCUAAGGUGGCACCUCCUAGGGUGUUCCAGAGAGCAAACUGAGGAAGGGGUGGGAGGUAAGCCAGUAAUCAACAUUCCUCCAGGGCUUUUGCUUCAGUGCUUGUCUUCAGGCUCCUGCCCUGACUUACCUCAGUGAUAGAGCAUGACCCAGAGAUUUGUUUGAUAAAAACAAACAAAAAACCCUUUUCUUCCCAAGUUGCUUUUUAUCAUAGUGUUUCAUCCCAGCAACAGAAACUCUAAGGCAGAAAUUGGUACUGGCAGUGAGGUACUGCUGAAACAGACUGGACCCAUAUUUUUAGGAAGGUUGUGGAAACUCUUUGGGCUAGAAAAUUGAGUCAUCAGAGCUUAAUAAUUAGUAAGCUAUUGUGAGAAAGAAAAUGCUGAAAGCAGUGCAGAAGAUGGAAGUGAGGCUGCCUUAUCAAGCUGCAGAGACAGGUUUGAGUCUCUUAAAGGCUCUAUCAGGACCAUUUAAUAGUAUUGUAAAUUAAGAAUCUGUGUUCUGGAUAGGCACAGUGGCACAAAUCUUUACUCCCAACACUUGGAAGCAAGCGGAUCACCGUGAGUUACAGGCCAGCCUAGUCUACAAUCUAUGUCUAAGGUCUAUAUAGUGAGUUCUCAACAGCCAGAGCUAUGUAAAGAAAUCAAUUUAAAAAAAAAAAAAAGAGCUAAAGAUGAUUAAGAAGUGACCAGCAUCAGACUAUAGAAAUGCCUUAAAAGUAUAGCGAUGGUUAAAAGUAUCCUACUGCUCUUCAAGAGGACCAGUUCAAUUCCCAGUACCCCUGUUGAAGCAGGUCACAAUAGCCAGUAACUCCAGGGGGAUUAAAAUCUCUGACCUCAGCAGGGUGUGGUGGUGCACGCCUUUGAUCCCAGCACUUGUGAGGCAGAGGUAGGCGAAUUUCUGAGUUUGAGACCAGCCUGGUCUACAGAGUGAGUUCCAGGACAGCCAGGGCUACACAGAGAAAUCCUGUUUCGGGAAAAAAAAAAAUCUCUGGCCUCUGCAAGCACUUGCACUCACAUAUACACAACCAGACACAGUCACACACAUAUACAAAAUACAAACAAAUAAAUCGUUGGUGGGCAGUGGUGGCACAUGCCUUUAAUCCCAAGGCAGAGGCUCAGUGAGUUCUAGGACUGCUAGGGCUACACAGAGAAACCCUAUCUUGGAAAAAACGAAAACAAAACAAAAACAGGGGUGGGACCAGGAUCACUGAGGCAAAAUCUUCUGGGCAAUGUUUCCUUACACCAGCACACAGAGGUUAGAGUUCAGAGAGGCCAAGGCUAUUUCAUAGAAUGGCAUAGAAUGAGACAAAAACAUUCGAUCCGCCUGAACAAGCUAGCUGUGGAUUCUGUUCAAAGACCCUGCCUCAAUAAAAUCAGGUGGAGAAUCACUAAGAAAAACUCCCAACUUCAACCUCAGGCCUCUAUGUGAGUAAGCAUGCAUAUGCAUGUGCAUAAGCAUAUGUGACUUAGGCACCCAUAUACACGUUAUACACUCACACACACAAAGUAAUGUUUUGUUUUAAGAUUCAUAUAUUUAUGUAUAAUUAUACUGUUGCUCCCUUCAGACACAUCUGAAGAGGGCAGUGGAUCCUAUUACAAAUGGUUGUGAGCCACCAUGUGGUUGCUGGGAAUUGAAUUCAGGACCUCUGGAAGAGCAGUCAGCACUCUUAACCGCUGAGCCACCUCUCCAGCCCACAAAGUACUUUUUUUAAAGGAUAAAAUAUGUAGGAAUUAAUCAAGGAUACAAAAGAUUUGCACUUUCACUGGUGAAUGGUAUUACAGAGGAUAUAAGCACAUUCUGUGUCCAUGCAACACAACUUUAAUAGUUAAAAAUGUCAAUGCCACCCAAAGUAAUCUACAAUUAUGUUUUAUGCACCUUAUGUACAUACAAUUUGUAGCUUUCUUUGAAGGGCUAUUAUAACCCUGCCUGGUCAAGAACUCUAUCUAACCAGUCUGGCUGGCCUCAAACUCACAGAAUACUCACAGAAUUAAAGGUGUACAUCAGCAUGCCCAACCUUGUAUAACGUUGUUGUUGUUAGGUUUAUAGAGACAAGGUUUCUCUGUAUAAUGGAGCCCUUGCAGUCCUGGAACUUGCUCUGUAGACCAUGUUGGCCUUGAACUAACAGAGAUCCGGCUGCCUCUGCCUCCCAAGGACUGGGAUUAAUGGUGUGCACCACCAAUACCCGGCUUAAUUAAAGGGGGGAGGAGGGUAAGUUUAGCUUCCUGAGUCACACGAUGAAUUCCAGGCUUCCUGAAGCUAAGUACCAAGACCUGUCUCAAUAAAAGUAGGGGAAGAGCACCCUACGAUGGAAUGUGUGGUUGGUUCAAUGAAGGUAAGACUUCUAAUUUCUUUUUACCUAGAGUGCUGAGGUUUGAGUCCAAAACUUUACAUUUGCAAAGUAAGUACUCCAAUGAAAUGUUUUCCCCAACAGAAAAACAGUUGUUGAACACCAGCAAAAUUCUUUAUCUGUUGACAUCAAUUGAUGUUUUUAAGUACCCUGAUCUAAAAAGUAGAAAGGUAAGCCAGGCAUAGUGGUGCAUGCCUUUAAUCCCAGCACUGGUUCACACAGUUCCAGGGUAGACAGGGGCACAUAGAGAGACCCUGUCUCAAAUGAACAAAGUAGGAAGGGAAGUAGCUAACUUCACUAUUACCAAAGCAAAAUGUACAAACUUGUUUCCAUCUAUUCAAUUUCUGUUAAUAACGCAGCAUAACCCAACCUUGUUCCUGAUUUUCAACAUCUGGUGCCAUAUUUUACAUAUCUCCUGAAUUCAUUCACCAUUCAACAUCUGAUUGCCAAAGAACUAUUUACUAUUUGCUGAUGUUUGGUGACAACCACUAGAGGUCACCAGCAUAAAACUCUCAAUAUUGAUUCACGCAGGAUCAGUCUAAAUGAUUCACAAUUACUUGUUUCCCUUUACUAAAACAAGAUUCAGUUUAAAUUCAGGUGAACCACUGACAUCUAGUGAAUGCUAUUCUCUCUCUCCACACACACACUGUAUACUUGCAUAUAUAUUAUGGAUAUCAUUCAAGGGCUAAGAAAAAUGGUUCAGUGGUUUAGAGAACUUGCCAUGAAGCAAUAAAAACUAGAGUUUGGAUCUAACAUGCAUGUUACAAGUCAGGCAGCUUGUGCAUGCCUGUAAUCCCAGCUCCAAGCGAAGCAGAGACAGGAGUAUUGGGACUUCCUGGCUUCCAGCCUACCAGAGAAACCCAAUUUCAGAAGAGACCUCAAAGGUCAGAGAGAUAGCUGAGGACAGCUACAUCCUCUUCUGGCCUGUGAGUGUGCAUACACACAGGUACAUACACAUACAAUAAAUAAUCAUACAAAAGAUUCAAAACUUAGGACGGUUGUGGUAGUAUAUAUCAGUAAGAUAUGCUGAAGAGAAGGCAUAGGACCACCGGGUUGAGGCCAAGCUGGUUUACACACACACACACACACACACACACACAGAGAGAGAGAGAGAGAGAGAGACAGAGAGAGAGAGAGAGAGAGAGAGAGUAUUAGAGAGAGUUAGUUGAGAUUUUGCUGGUAGAAUCCAGAUCAUUAGGGCAGGCCUUAGAAACCAUCUCUGCUUCAUGAUCUACAAUCAUAUGAGAAGCUGGUUCUAUAUAUUUUCACUGAGAUUCACCAUAAAGUUGAUAUUAUUUUUAAAAACCACACACAAAUAAUUCAUUCCAAAAUUCAGUGUUCUGAGGCAGAACAUACAAACCUUUGUAUAAUCUAUCAUGUUGUAAUAAAAGUCUGUGUCCAAAUCAAAGGGAGGGCACUCUAUUUUUAUCUUUUCAAAGAAAAUACAUGAACAAAAAAUCUUGUAUUCGAUAGUUUACAGAUUUUUAUUAAAAUAUUUUCCAAUUUUAUUGAUGGAAAAGAAUUCCAGGGAAAAGAAAAACACUAAGAAAAAAACAUACAAACGCAAGUAAAUCUUAAAUUUUUUUUCUUGAUUUGAGACAGGGUUUCUCUGUGUAGCCUUGGCUGUCCUAAAACUCACUUUGUAGGCCAGGCUGGCCUUGGACUCAGAGAUCUGCCUGCCUCUGCCUUCUGAGUGCUGGGACUAAAGAUGUGUGCCACCACUGCCUGACUUCAAUCUUAUUUUUUAAGCCUUCUAUUUAAAGCAAGGUUUAAUGAAUAAUCAAAACAAUUAUCACCCUCCAUGGCUCAGUGAGUCAGAGCACAGUGCUCUGCUCUUCCUGAGAAUGCAAGUUCAGUUUCCAGUGCCCUCGUUGGGUAGCAGGUCCUAAGGGAACCAAAUUUUAGCGUCCAUGGACACCUGCACUCUUGUGCACAUAAUUAAAAAUAAAAUAAAUCAAAGUACCAUCAGCCUCUAAAUUCCCAACUUCAUUUUACAUGACCAGAGUUGGUUGAAGAAUGGAUUUUCUUUCUCUUUUCAAGGCAGUCUCACUAUGGUGGUAGCCCUGGCUGGUCUAGAACAAGAUAACAGAGUAAAAAUACAUUCAUUCUGUCUAGGAAUGGUAUAAUUUCAUCUCUCAGGAAGCUAAGAUGGAAACACCCUGAAUUCAAGGCCAGUGUAGGUUAUGAAGAAGACUAUGUCUCCAACAAAAUAAUACAAAUAACAGGAGAGAUUAACUUCAAAAUGUAUAAUAAAAGCAAGAUUACAAGCAAUACUAAUUCUACAUUCAAAUUAAUAGAUGGGAAUCAUUAUUCUCCUUAAAAUUCAAAGAACACUUAAUAAUCAACAAUUAAAUUAGCAACUGACCAAGGGAGAUUCCUAAAAUUAUUACAAAUCUUGAUCCUCUGACUGAGAAAACAGCAUUCAGCUAUGUAAUACGCCAUUCACUAUUAAUGCUCAAAUCCUUCCCCUAAGACCUUGAUUCUAGGUGUGUUCUAGAAAUUAUAAAUCCAUAUCCCACAUAUAGCAUUGCCUAACGUAUUGUUUGAUGUAAACUGUGGCAGUAGCACAGGCACACACAUGCUUCUAAGAAAGUGUCUGUUUAUUCCAUGUGAAUAAGAUUAUAAACAGCCUUGUCACUUCAGUAAAACUUGCCCCUAAUCGCUUAACAAAAAUCAUAUAAAACUUUUUAUCUUUUUAAAUUUUAGAAUACAUAAUAAAGUAACAACCAACUAUACUAUUUUUUAUAUAUGGGCGAGUCUCAUUUAUACCUUACAAACAAACCUCUGAGCUGGUGUGUAUUUUCCCCACUUUCUUUACAGAAGAGUUCAGGGACGUACACUUAAAGGAGUUUCUCUUGCUUCUCCCAAGAGCAACAGUGGAACCACCAAGACAUGAAUCUAGAUGACCUUAGUUCAGAGUACACCCUAUUACUUAUGAAAUGAUAAAACAGCUAUGAAUAGCAUGGAAAAAAUCAUCUCGACAAGAGUUUGCAAUCUCAUGACUAUUAAUUACAUUCACAUCUAAAAGCCUACAUUAACUUCAUUUCUGAAUUAGAAUAUUUUUUUAAUUCUGUUUUAAGUACAGGGUAUGGAGACUACACACAUCACUGAGUACACAUGAAGCUCAGAAGACAACUGGUUGAGGACUUGGUCCUUUCCUUGACCAUGUUGGUUGCAUGUAUACAGCUCGUGUCAGCAGCCUUGGCAGCAAGCACCUUUUACUUGCUAAGCCUUCUUGCUUAUCCUGAAUUAGAAUUCUAACUCAUUAGAAUUAACAAGCUCCAAGUCAGUAUAGUAAAACUAACUGAAUUAGCAAGAAUAAUAAAAAAAUACUUGCCAGCUCAAUUUCAGUCCAAAAAUAUUGGAAUCCAGUCCUUUUUUUCAUCAUUACUAAAAUUAGGUGCAUGCAGUUGUGCUCAUAACCAUUUGGCCAUCUCUUUAGGUCCCACUUUGUUGUUCUUAUAAGACAAGAUCUCAAGAGCCCAAGAUGACCUCAAACUUCUUAUCCUGCCUCUAUCUCUCAAGUGCUACGAUUGUCGAUGUGUAGCAACAUCGUCCAGUUUUAUGUGGUACAGAGGAUGGAACCGCCUUGGACUCCAUUCACGAAUGCUAAGCAAGCCUCCACUCUAUGAACUGGGUUAUAUCCUCAGAUGAACACCUUUCCUCUUGUUGAACAAUGUCAUAAAUUACAGUUUUCAGCUUUCUCAGUUAUAAAAUAUGGGGCCGGACGGUGGUGGCACACGCCUUUGAUCCCAGUACUUGGAGGCAAAGGCAGGCAGAUUUCUGAGUUCAAGGCCAGCCUGGUCUACAAAGUGAGUGCCAGGACAGCCAGGGCUACACAGAGAAACCCUGUCUCAAAAAAAUAAAUUAAAAAAAAAAUAUAUAUAUAUAUAUACACAUACAUACAUACACAUAUAUAUUUGUGAAUACUCUUACAUUUACAAUUCACUUUUAUAAGGUUUUUCUUUUUAAAUUUUAUGCAUUUAUCUUUAUGUGUAUGGAUGUUUGCCCAAAGAUACCAGAAGAGGAUGUAAGAUCUCCUAGGAAUUAAACCUGAGUCCUCUGGAAAAGCAGUCAGAGCUCUUAGCCACUAAGCUGUCUCUCCACUCCCACAUGUACAAUUCUUAACAAUUUUAGCCUAGAAGUACUUAUUCUAUCUUUGAUAUUUUAUUUUAAAAUAAGGCAAAAUUAUUUUAUAUGAUUAAAGGAGAAUUCAUUUGGUCCAAAUAAGCAUGUUUCUAAUUUCAGACUUUACUACUCUACUGCAUACUAAUUCAGAACACUCAUGACAGAAACUAAGAAUGUGUUUAUGUGAAAAUCUGAACAUGAAUAAGAACUGUAGGCUUUAGGAUCCAGGUAUACUACUUAAAAACUAUGCUAUGCUAUAAUCAUGUAACCUACUAUUAAAAUUUCCAAAGGGUUAAAACCUGAACACAAUCUCUAUACUUAACCUUAAGAAAGUCAAUGAAGAAGUGAACCAUGAUGGUGUACCCCUGUAAUCACAACACUAGAGAGGAUGAGACACAAGGAUUGCCAGAAAUUUGAGGUCUAAGCUAUAUAGUGCCAAACCAGCCAGAGCUACAAACCCUGCAAAGCAGUUUCUCUCACUUGACACAUAACCAUUGCAACUACAGGUAUUUCAAAAUACUCUAGGCUUUAAGUCUCUAAAAUUCCAUGACCUCUUCCCACAAGAAUGGCCCAAAAAAAGGUUUAAAUCUAAUUCUUUUCAUUAAAAGUGCAAUAACUUACCAAUUAAUAAAGUCACUGUCUUAGCUCCUUUCAAUAAGACACCAAGACCAAGGCAAUGUAUAAAACAAUGUGUUUAAUUUGGACUUAUGUUUCAAAGGGUUAGAUUACACGAUGGAGCAAAGGAUGGCAGCAGGAACAGCUGGGAACUUACAUUUUGAUUCCAACGUAGGGAAAGCACCAGCAAUCUUUUACAACCUCAUAGCCCAACCCCAGUGACACACCUCCUCCACCGAGGCCACAUGUCCAAAUCCUUCCCAGUUUUACCAGCUGGGGACCAAGUCUUCAAAGCCUAAGGACGGUUAUUCUAUUCAAACCACUUAAUUUUUUUGUGAGGGGUUGUGUUGUGGCUAGCCCUCAUGCAGUUUGUAUUUUGAUGCUAAUUCUGCUUCCCCAAGUAAGGCUACUUAGGACCAGGCUACUAAGGAUUUCACAGGUAAGCCUUCUAAUGAAUAAAGAUUUCUAGGAAACCAAUCACUGGGCAAGCAAGACUUCUGGGUCAGGCGGAGGGACAGCAGAGGGACAGCUGAGGGACAGCAGAGGGACAGCUGAGGGACAGCAGAGGCAGGGCUUUUGGACUUUUGGAUGGAGCAAAAAUGUAGGUAGUGGAGACCCACAGUUCAGGCAAUGGAUCCCAGGGAUUUCCUACUGUUAGAAUGGCUUACUAUUAGCAUGCUAAUUAUAGUGCCCAACAACUUUGUUGCCUUUUGACUCUAAACUAAGAUUGAGUGAUGUUUUCCUUCACUCAGCGACUUAACUGAGUUCCAGAGAAAGGUAUGAUGGCAGGGCACUACAGACAGUCACAGAAAUUUGGAAGUGUGAACCUAGAACAGCAGUGACCCUCCAUGGGAACUUAGUGAGCUGAGUGGAGAGAUUUCGGAGCUCUGGAUCAGAGAGUCUCCAUGAGAUGGGAACAUGGCUGGCCAGUGACCUGCUGGAGAUAGUGUGGAUUGCUUUAUUUUAUUUUAUUUUAUUUUUUCAGUAGUUCAUGCUACAGGGUUGCUUUUAAAUAACUCAUAUAUAUUAAAUAACUUAAAUAUUCAAAUCACUUACUGGUAACUAAUUUAAAAUACUUAGCAAUCUAAACUUUUAUGGAGUACACUGUUCUCAUAACUUUGACAGCUGAAUUUGAACCAACCCUUCAAGAAUUAACAAAUACUUAAUAAUUUGAACAGCCAUUUAGAAAAGUCCUAUGAAGCCAGGAAGCAGAGACAGGAAGAUAGAUCUCUGAGUUGGAGCCCAGCCUGGUCUACAAAGUGAAUUCAAGGACACUCAAGGUUACACAGAGAAAUCCUGUCGCAAAAAAACAAAAGCAUGGAGUCUAACUCAUAGGAAGCAGCCUGUUCCAGUUCAAAUUAUAGAACAGCAUCAUAAAACGUCUCCCUCCAGGACCCAGCCUGGCAAUCUGGUAUACACACUACCCACAAGCCAGACUGAUCACCUUCAAUGUGAAAGAAAUGUUCUCAUAUAUCAGCAUGCAUACAAGAGAAAAGACCUACAUCUGCUAUCAAAAGCAACCUUCCUCAUGGUAGUCCAAGGAAUUCAGAAUAUGGGUCUGAGGGGGAAAGUAGCAACAAAAUUGUAGCACAUGAAACAAGAACCCUGGAUUUAGCUAGUGCUUGGGGGGUAAGAGGCAGUUCUCCAAAGCGAGCUUUGGGACAGCCAGAACAACAAAGAAAACCUGCCCCUUGUAACCAAGAUUAGACAGACAGACAGACAACCACAUGAUUUACAAACAGAUGGUAGAUUCCAAUUCACAUUCCAAUGCUAACACUUAGAACUGACCUUAGGCAAAUUAUCUUGCUAUACCAGUAUAAUACUAAUACUCAGAAAACAUGAGAGUUUAUCUGUAAAAUUACAAUUCAAAAGAAUAGAUUUGGAGCCAUGAAUACACACCUGUAAUCUCAGAACCUGGGAGGCAGAGGCAGAGGCAGAAGGGAAUAAAUUAGGUCAGACUCAACUAUAUAGCAAGUUUGAGGCACUCAAGGAAAGAGAAGAAAAAAAGAAGGAAUGGGAAAAUGGAGAAGGGGAAAGGUAUAGUUUUAACCUCUUAAAUCUUACUUUUAAUAUGGGUUUUAAAACCUUUUAACCUCCUUUUUAGCCCAUCACCCCCAGAGGUAGUGGAAAAGAAAGGUUAUUAGGGUACAGGGAAGCAGACUGUUUAGAAAUUUUUUUUGGAGCAAAUAUCAUCUGUGUUUUCAGGAAAUCAGUAGUUUAGUUCACAGGUCAGCAGUAUUAUACUUUACAAAUAUACCAGUGGUCUAGUUUGGUAGUGUCAGGAUAGCACACACGAAUCAUCAGAGAUAGCAUGACUUAACAGAAAUAGCCAGGCCUUAGCAGAACCAGCACAAGCCAGCAGGAGGGACCAGAACCACCAGGGAUGCCAGGAGGGUUUUUUAGGCAUAUUUUUCUCAACAAAGCGGAGAUCAGUGAAGACGACCAAGAAGCCAAACCCCUCUCCCCACCACUGUCUGCUGAGUCUUAUUUAUACUCCCUCCAAUCAUCAUGAGUCUUCCACGGGUCUUGACUCAGUUUGCAUCAGCUGACAUCACUCUGCCAAUCAGCCCAAAUCCACUGAAGCUGUAGAAACCUCUCAUGAAGCUUCCUGGUGCAUUUCUCUCUAUGGAGUCAUGACAAAUGGAAUUCAACAAUACAUAAGGCAAACCACACGUGUGUCCUUUCACAUAUGCCCUUUAAAUCCAUCAUAUGCCCUUUCACAUGCUUGCUUUAGAAAAAUAUCCUAUCCCCUUUGUCUGCUUCAGGAAAACAUUUCUUAAUGUGUUUGCCCCAGCAAAAUACCAUCCGACAGAACUGACUUUCCAAAGAAACCAGAAGUUUCCAUCUCAGAAAGGGAAAGGAGAAAAAAAUAGAAAGAGAAGGAGUAAAGAGAAAGAAAUGUAAAUGUGGUAAGAGGAGUUUCUGCACAACUUUUUUCCUGGGCCAAUGAACCAAGAGGUGAAGAGAAAUGUCAGCAAAUGGAAGUGUAAGAGCUCUCAAUGAACACUGUGGGAGCAGGUACUGUGAUUCAUAAGGGCUAUGGGGGGGCUACAGGGGUAGACAUGGAGGAUCCUUUAACUUACAAAGAAAUCACAGGAUGUAGUGUUUAAAAAAUAGCAGACACUAUGACCAAACUGCCUACAAUUGUCAUAGCAUAGACAAGGCCACCUGUAACUGCACUAGAAAAGGAAGGACCUGAAGCACAGCAUUACUAUAGUGAGAUGGUUGAGGCUGGAGCGACAGGUCCAUGUCUUCCAGAAGACCUGCGAUCCAUUCCCAGCAUACAAUUUCCUGAAAAUACAAUUUCUGAGGAUUUAACUUGUGCUUCUGGCCUAGGCAGGCACUGCAUACACAUGGUACACAGACAUGCAAACCAGACACCAAUAUACAUAAAAUAAAUUUUAAAAACUAAAAAUGUAUUUCAAGCACCUGCCAUAAUAUUAAAGUUCUAUUAGUUGUGUACAAAUGUCGCAAUUUCCACACCUUUACCAACACUUGAUAUUUUGUUGGGUUUGUGUUGGGAUUAGGAGUUGAACUCCUGAGCCUCACACAUAGUAGGCAAGUACUCCACCAAAGAGGUAUAUAUAGCCAACUCUUUUGUAUUUUUUAUCUUGAGAGUGUUAUCAAAAUUGCCCAGGAUAGCCUUGAACUUAUUCUUUUGCCUCACCUUCCCUAGAAAAUGGAUUAUACACAACUAGGCUCAACUCACUGAGGUUUUGUUUUGCACUGGAAUUUAGACGUAGGGCCACCCUGUCUGACCUUUUCUUUCCUUUUUCUUCACUUCCUGACUAAAAUACACUUCUAGCUAUCUGUCAUUCUUUCAUUUCACUGAGUCUGGUAAAUAGCCUUUUCUGCUCUACACCUCUCACAUGCUGUUCCCCAUACAUGAAAGAAUUCUCCCACUUGGCCUACUCUUCAGGUCAAAGCUUAGCUGUCCUUUUCUCUGGGAAUCUAUUAUCAAAACCACGAGUAUAAAUGAGCUAGCCCUUCUGUGCAGUGAAAUUUCUUUAGUAUAACAUUUGUUAACAUGGAUACAACUCUACUUGUCUUUAUUACUACCUUAUAAUCAAUGAGAGUAGAGAUUAUAUUGACCUUCACAGGCAAUUCUAAGUAACUGUUGAAAAUAUAAACACUGAUCUAAAUAUUAUUUAAAUGAACUAUUGUUUUUAAGGAACUCUGAAUGAUACAGAGUUGAACAUUUAUUAUUCUAUUUGAUUUUUAAAAUCAAUAAAGAUUAAAUUAAGUUUUACCAAUUUUUUUUGAGUUCUUUUUUUGGAGGCAGUGUUUCUCUGUGUAACUCCAGAUCUCACUAGACUGGCCUCAAACUCACAUACCUCCAAAUGCAUGCACCACCAUGCCCAGUUAAGGUUUAAAAAAUAACCAAAAUAACACAUUAUAUGUGUGUGUGGCAUUUGUCCAUAGAGGCCCAAAGAAGAGUGUCAUAUCCCUUAGAGGUAGAGUUACAGGUAAUUAUGAACUGCCUAGUGUGGGGUACUGAGAAAUAAAUGUGAGCUCUCUAUAGUAAGAGUAGCAAGUGCUUGUAACCUUACUAAACCACUCUCAUAAUUUUUCUCUUUUUAAAUUUUUUUUAGAUUUAUAUAUUUUAUUUUUACAUGUAUGAGAGUUUUGUAUCUGUGUACCACAUCUAUACUUAACACCCUUGGAGGUCAGAAGAGGACACCAGAUCCCCUAGAACUGGAGUUAUAGACACUUGUGAGCCACCAUGUACAUACUGGUUAGUAAGUCAAUCAAAGGACAAUUCUUUCUUGUCACGGGGAUCUGGGAUCCCUUCUUAAAAAUAGCCAUCUUGGAAACCGGGCAUGGUGGUGCACGCCUUUAAUCCCAGCACUUGGGAAGCAGAGGCAGACGGAUUUCUGAGUUCAAGGCCAGCCUGGUCUACAGAGUGAGUUCCAAGACAGCAAGGGCUACACAGAGAAACCCUAUCUUGAAAAACCAAAAUCCAAAAGGGAAAAAAAAAAAAAAGCCAUCUUGGGGGCAGGACAGAUAGUUCAGUGGUUAAGAGCACUGACUGCUCUUCCAGAAGACCCAGAUUCAAUUCUGAGCACUCACAUGGCAGCUCAGAACUCCCAUAACACAUUCCAGGGGAUCCAACAUCUUCACACAGACAAAUACUCAGUUAAAAUACCAAUGUAUAUAAAAUAAAAUAAAAAAAUAGCAAUCUCUCUAGCCCCGUCUUAAAAAAACAACUACCAUGUGACCCAGCAAUCCUAUCUCUUGGCCUUCUCCAGAACUGAAAACAUCUCAGACAUCUGCACAAGUUCUCAGUAGCACUGUUCUCAAAAUCUAACAAGUAAAUCCAAAUGUCCAUCAACAAAUUAACAAACAAGCAAAAAGUCAUGUAUACAUUCAAUACAUUAUUCCUGUAAAAAUGAAAUGUGAGCCAGUAUGGUAGCAUAGGUCCGUGAUCCAGGCACUUGAAAGGAAAAAGAUCAAAAGUUCAAGGCCAGCCUGGGCCACAGUUGAGAGAGAAUGAAUGAAAGGAAUUUUGGCAUAUGACACACAAUGCACGGUUGAACCUCAAGGACAGUGAAAGUGGGGGAGUCACAAGAAAAAUAUUGUGCCAUCCCACUCAUAUGAUAUAUCCAGAGUGGUCAGAUCUGUGCAGACACAACACAUUAAAUAACUCAGAAACAAAGUAAAAUAAGGGCUGGCAGGAGCUGGGAAAAGAGAAACAUUCUGGAUCCUGGUUGUAUAACAAGAUUAAGUAUUUAACCCCACGGAACUGUAUAUUUAUAAUGGUGGUCAACUUUAACAGGUUAUGGGGAGCAUAUGCAUUCCUGAAGAUGCAAAAAAAUCAUUAGUUCAAAACCAAACUGGGCUACAUGGGCAGACCUUGUCUCAAAAAGCAAAACAAACAGGAAGAAUGAUUCUGAGGCUGGAAUGUUUGUAACUCAUGUUACAAACAUGUAAUCUUUCUGCUUUAUUAUAAAAUUAUUCCAUUAUAAAUAAUUUCAACUUCACUUAAAAUGUCUUAGAACUACCUCUAAGAUUAUCCUUAAUGUAAAUUCUCAACAAUCAAAGUACUAUUACUUGACAUGAGCAUUAAGUAAAAUGCAAAUUGAUACAAGCAACAGCAAAGACACAGAUGAUCUACAGUUCAAACAAUCCACCACUGAUACUAUAAUGUUGACUUAAUUCUACAACAUACUCUGACUUCUCAUUUAUACUGAUUCUGCCAACAAAUGAAGAGUUUCCAUUACCUGGUAACUCACAGUCAUUAGGAGACGUUUCCAAAGUUAACUGUGAAAUCAUCUUCCUGGAAAGUUAAAAAUACAUCAGAUCCAUCUGUCCAAAUGCUAUCACUCCAGAAACCACUUGUUACUAAAUAUCUGCAUACUGUUCAACAUUGCUCCUAGGAACAAGAUGAUUCCAAACACCAUUUAAAAAAAAAAAAAAAAGACCUACUUAGUUUUAGAACUCCAAUAAUCUUUUCUUAGAAAUUAUAGAAAAUCAGGUGAAGAAAUAAGAUAUUGAUCCAAGCACACUAGACUAGCCUGGGCAUCUAAACAGAUAUAUAUUUGAAUCCCUCUAACUAGCUUUAUAAAUGCCCAGUAGCCUUGUUCUUAGCUUCUUCAAUUCUUGAAUGUGAAGGCUGAAUUGGAUAUCUUUUUAGGAUAUACUACUAACUAUAGGGCUAGAAAGAUGGCCUAGGGAGUAGCUCCAAGCCUGCUACCUAAGUUUGGUCCCUGGAACCUAUAUGACAAUAGGAGAGAACCAACUCCCACAGAUUGUCUUUUGUCUGUCCGUCUCUGCUCCCCCUCUACCUCCACACACAAUGUACAUACAUUAAUUAUUAAUUAAUUAGUUGAUUAAUUAAUUUGAAAAAAGAAUUGGUAAAGAACACAUAUUCCAGGCAUGCAAGAUUUGAAACUUUUACUAACUCAGUUUCUCUAUCCUUUUACCACUUUCCCUGCACUGUACAAAGAAGCCAGUGACCACACACACACAACAAAAAUACAAAAUGUAGAAAACAAUCAAGAAAGGAGGUGAAUCUGACUUUCAGAGUUGCUGUUAUUAAAAUAUUAUUUUAAUUGAAUCAAAAAAAUGUAGAACUAAGCAUAUAUAGUGCUUGAAGAUCGUGCAUAAAGCCCUGAGUUCAGUCUCCAGCAAUACAAAUGAAUCAUAAAAUUACUAAGUAUGCAACAAAAGAUGUAACACAAAUUAAAUAUCAUAAAACAUAGGGAAGAAAGCAAAAUAAGUGCAUGUUCCUUGUUCUCCAAGAAGGCUCAAACACAGGUUUUACUCAGUAUCUCAGUUACAUUUCUGUUGCUAUGACAAAGCACCAUGACCAAAAGCAACUUGGGAGAAAAAGGUUUAUUUCAGUUUACAGCUUACAGUCACUCAUUCAGAGAAGUCAGGGCAGGAACUCAAGACAAAUCUGCAGACAGAAACUGAAGCAAAGGCCAUGGAGAAGUGCUGCUUACUGGCUUGCUCUUCCUGGCUUGCUGAGCUUGCUUUCUUUAUCUACCCAGAGAUCCCAUAAUGAAUAGAUUGGUCUGUACAGCCGCUGAAAUUUGCUACAUUGUGGCUCUUCUUUUUCCCACUCUUUAUAUCCCUGGUUUCAUCCCCCAUCAUUAGACAAGAGAAAGAAAGAUAGAGGGGAAAGAGAGAGAUCUGUGAAUCAAUCUUAUAGAGGCAUUUUCUUGAUCAGAGUUUUGGUUUUGUUUUUAACUAAAAAUUCCAGGAGAAUUUUUAUGUCAUACCAAAGAUGUCAAACCAAAGAAGUGCAAUCUCUGAUAUACAGGAAGUACAGAAUACACUUGCACAACAAGCUGUCCUCUGACUUCCACAUGCAUGUUGUUAUUGCAUUCACACAUGCUUGCACACAGGCUGUAGCUCUGUUGGUAGAAUGCUUAUCUGGCAUGUAUCCAAGCUCUAGCCUGGCUCCCUACCCUACUGCCUAACCUGUGUGUGGUGGUGCACCCCUGCAGUUCUGACAGCGGAGGUGGAGCAAGUGCAUCAGAAGUCCAAGGCCAUCAUCAGCUACACAGUGAGUUCUAGUGCAGCCUGGGACAUAGGAGGCACCAUCUCCAGAGAAGAAAAGAGGGAAUAACUGAAAAGUGACAAAAAUGAAUAUCAAUAAACUGAUAUAAAGCAGACAGAAUAAUCAAUUUGAAAUUUUGUACUCUGAGAAUUGAACAACAAAAAUAAAAAUAAAAUUAAGGGCUGGCGAGAUGGCUCAGUGGGUAAGAGCACCCGACUGCUCUUCCGAAGGUCUGAAGUUCAAAUCCCAGCAACCACAUGGUGGCUCACAACCAUCCAUAAUGAGAUCUGACGCCCUCUUCUGGUGUGUCUGAAGACAGCUACAGUGUACUUACAUAUAAUAAAUAAAUAAAUCUUUAAAAAAAUAAUAAAAAUAAAAAUAAACCACAGAAUCCCGUGAGACACAAUUAAAUAAGCCAAUAUAUGCAUAAUGAGAACAAAGAAAAGAUACGCAGACUAAUUAUUUGAAGUAAGUCAAAAACUUUCUAAAUGUGAUGAAAACUGUUCAAUGAAUCACAAAUAGAAUAAUAAACUCAGAGAUUAUUAUCAUGAUAUACCAGAGUCAAACUGUCAAAAAAAGAAACUCAUGCCGGGAGGUGGUGGCGCACGCCUUUAAUCCCAGCACUUGGGAGGCAGAGGCAGGCAGAUUUCUGAGUUCGAGGCCAGCCUGGUCUACAGAGUGAGUUCCAGGACAGUCAGGGCUAUACAGAAAAACCCUGUCUCAAAAAAGAAAAAAAAAAAGAAAAGAAAGAAACUCUUAAGAACAUCCAAAGAAAAGUGACUCAUCACAGCUGAAUUCCCACUAGAAAUAAUGAAGGAAGUACAAUGAUGAAUUAAAAAAGCAGAAAGAGGGGGCUGGAGAGAUGGCUCAGUGGUUAAGAGCACUGACUGCUCUUCCAAAGGUCCUGAGUUUAAAUCCCAGCAACUACAAGGUGGCUCACAACCAUCUGUAAUGAGAUCUGAUGCCCUCUUCUAGAGUGUGUCUGAAGACAGCUACAGUAUACUUACAUAUAAAUAAGAAGAAGAAAAAAAAAAAAACUGAAAGAGACUGCCUCUUGCCCAAAGUAGAUUCAAGCCUUGGCAAAGGUGACCAGACUUCAACCCCCAGAAUCCAUUCAACAAGGAAUGAGGAAGAUUCCAUAAAGUUGUCCUUUGUCCUGCACACACACACACACACACACACACACACACACACACACACACGAUGAUAAUAAUAAAAACAUUGGCAGGAUGGUAGUGAUGCACACCACUAAAUUUCCUUGUGUGACUUUGAGUUUGAGGCCAGCCUGCUUUACAAAGCAAGUUCUAGAACAGCCAGGGCUAACAGAGAAACCCUAUCUUGUAAAACAAAACAAAAUUUAAAGUCUCCCUAUAUCCAGCACGGGUAAAUAUAAAAGAGAAGCUGAGUGUACUGAUACGCCUGCAAUCUGAACACUUGGGCUGUGGGAAGGGAUGAUCGUGAAUCUGAGGCCAACCAGGGUGAAACACAAGGUCAGUCUGAGCAAUUUAGGGAAACCUCCAUUUAAAAAUAUAAAGUGAAAGAAGAGUUGAACUUUGUUUUCCUUCCCAAUUUAAGACACAAGUUCAUUUAGUAAUAAUUAGAAGUCUGCAUUGGUUGGACAGACACUGAACUUACAUAAAUUGUAGGAGACCAGGGCUUUGCAAAUGACAGACAAGCACUCUACUAACUCAGCUACAUCCCAGCUGCAAAAUUACAAAGUAUUUUAACUAGUAUUUUCCUGAAUGUAUGUUUUCUUGCAGAGGGUGGGGGCAGUACUAUUCAGUGAAUCUAAGCCUUUACAAAUGCUAAGCUAGGGCUCUACCAACCAAGCUAUAUAUACAGCCCCAGCUCUUUUUCCAUGUUUUUUUUUUAACAUACUUGAUUAGUAGUGUAUAACAUGGACUAUUUUCAGUUAAGUGCCACAUGCUACUCAUUAAGCACUUCAAAAAGUUACAGUAUCUUAUUUUGAAGGGAGAAAGGCUUUUGCAUUAAGCCUAUAGUAAUGUAUUCAAUUGUAAGAUUCCUCUGGCAAUCCAUUUCUCAGAAAAAGGGGACAUACAUCAUUUUAAAUCAGGCUUGGUGUCAUCCUACACUACUACUACUACUACUGAAACAUUACCUCCAUUCUGUGGACUUCCCCAGUCACACCACCAAAUUUACAGUUUAAUGAAAUGCUCUCAGCAACUUUGUUCAUUUAACAAUAAUUUAGCAAACACCUGUAUCAUGUGCCAGGUUCUUCCUACCUGAUCCUGGGGCUGGAGAGAUGGCUCAGCGGUUAAGAGCACUGACUGCUCUUCCGAAGGUCCUGAGUUCAAAUCCCAGCACCCACAUGGUGGCUCACAACCACCUGUAAUGAGAUCUAAUGCCCUCCUCUGGUGUGUCUGAAGUCAACUACAGUGUACUUAAGAUAUAUAUAAUAAAAUAAUAAAUUUUUUAAAAACCCACCUGAUCCUUUCAAAGAACUUACACCAAUCUAUUACAGAAAAGGACAGCAAACUUAAAAAUACAAAUUUUAUGAAGUGCCAGAAAGGAAUAACAAAAGGAAACAGUAUGUGCAAACAACCAAGACACACAAAAACAGAGGUGUUACAGAAUCUUGGUUCCUACUUGUAGUGAUUUGAAUGAGAACAGCCACCAUAAACUCAUACUCGCUUGCUUGGUCCCCAGCUGGUAAACUGGAAGGAUUGGGAGGUGUGACCUUGUUAGAGGAGGUGUGUCACUGGGGCGUUGGGGUCUCAAAAGCCCACUGACAGGCCCAGCGCCUACGUCUACCUGCGUUUGUCUCUCUGUCUGUCUCUUUCCUCCCUCCCACCUCCUCUCUGCCUGCUCGUCAGGAUGUAGCUCUCAGCUACUUUUCCAGCACCAUGUGUUCCAUCUGUGCCAUGCUCCCCACUAGGAUAACAGACUAACUCAAUGUAACCAUAAAAAAGCCCCCAAUUAAAUGUUUUCUUUCAUAAGACUUGCCGUGGUCAUGGUGUCUCUUCACAGCAAUAGAACAGUGACUAAGACUGACUCUUACCCACUUUCUAAAUAUGUAAGCUUGUGUAUGGCCUCCAUUCAGUUUUAAUGGUUCUGGAAAAAAGUAGCACAAAGAUGAUUAAGUACUUUAAGAAAAGCUAGGAAUGGAGGCACAAAACUAUAAUCCUAGCCCUUGGAAGACCUCUGAGGCAGGGCUUCAUGGAGUUCAAUAGCCACCUGGGCUGCAUAACAAAUACCAGACCAGCCUAGUGAGAUCCUAACUCAGUAAUUAAAUAAAACCACAGUCUGGGCCACUAUAAAAGUUCUAUUAUCUGAUAUAACUCAUACACUUGAAUGUCUGGUCCCCAGUUAAAAGGCUAUGUAGGAAGGGUUAGGAGCUGAAGCUUUGAUGGAGAUAUGUCAGGGGAGUGCCAGGCAGGCCAGUCUUACUGUCUCUCUCUGCCUCCUACCUACCGAUCAGGAUGUAAGCUCUCAGCCUAAUCCAGAACAAGCCUACCUGCUUGCCUGCCUGUCACCAUGUUCCCAGCCAUGAUGAAAAUAGACUAGCCUACUCAAACUAUAAGCAAACCCAAUGAAAUGCUUUCUUCUAUAAGUUGACUUGGUAAUGUGGCUCUUCACAGCAACAGAACAGUACAGUAUCUAAGACAACAUCAAAACCAUUACAUCUCCAUUAACAAAUAGCUUCAUGGGCUGGAGAGAUGGCUCAGCGGUUAAGAGCACUGGCUGCUCUUCCAGAGGUCCUGAGUUCAAUUCCCAGCAACCACAUGGUGGCUCACAACCAUCCGUAAUAGGAUCUGAUGCCCUCUUCUGGUGUGUCUGAAGAGAACAGAAGACCAGAGGUCAAUCUCAGCUACACAGCAAACUUAAGGCCUGCCUGGCCUAUAUGAGCUCCUAUCUCAGAAAAGAAAAAGGGAGAGAGGACAGACAGAUGGUAGACAGAUAUACAGACAGACAUAGAUAGAUCUUUUAUUAUUAUUAACAAGUAGUAACUAAAUAUCACCCCUAACAUUUACUGAGUACUUACUUAUAACUGACUUAAAAUAAAUAUACAACAAUAUUGAAUCCAAAAGUCAAAGCAAAUGUCAGGGAAAUAAAAUGUUUUAAUUCGCAAAAGUUCUAAAUAGAUACUUCAUUGAAACAAACAAGCAUAAAAAAGAUUGUCUAACUUAGAGACUGAGACGGUAAGUAGCCUGGGCUUAUUACAUUAAAAAAAAAAAACAAAACAAAAACAAAAUUGAUUGUCCUUAUACAUGAUCAUUCCUAAGCCUUUGUAUCAAAUAGCUGGUAAGACCACCAAAACAAAGCUUAUGACCGACCACAUGCCUUCUGAUCAAAGACCUCACCACCACCUGGAAAACUGGCCUGCCUUCCUCACAUUCCUCCCUCCAAGAAGAGCAGGAGAAAAUAAAACAACUCUGAUCAAGCCCCUAGGGCCAAUGAAUCAAGUUUUAAGGAAAGCAAGCAGGACCAUACAAGGGAUUAAAAUUCCAACACAACGGUAGUGCUAAACACAACUCAGACACUAAGAACCUUAAAGAAAUAAUGGACCUGCCUCCUUCCCACUGUGUGUGUGUGUGUGUCCCCACACAUGUAUCCAUGUGAGUAUGUCUUCAAGCACAUACAUGAAGUCAGAGAACAACUUGACCUCCUACUAUGUGAGUCCCAGAGAUCACACUCAGUCUUAGCAGCCAGUGCUUUUACCAGCUGAACCAUUUCCCUGAUCCUUGUCUAAUUUCUUGAACGAAAAUGACUGAGAUAGAAAUGGUCCAAGCCACAAUCUGGACCCUGAUUCAAAGAGACACCAAGAUUCUAAGCUGGAAAUCUAAACAAUAUAUAUUUGAUAAAAUCGAGGAACUAAUAAUCUAUCUCAACAAUAUGACAUGUAGUAGUUGAGAGUGGCUAUUCCUGGUUGUCAACUUGACUAUAUCUGGAAUGAACUACAAUCCAGAAUUGGAAGGCUCACCUGUGAUCCAGAUCUUGAGACUGGAAGACACAUGUUUCUGACCUGGAGAUCUUGAGGCAUAGUGGCCAUGAGCUUAGGCUCAGGAAAGGAGAUCUCUGAGUUCAAGGUCAGCCUAGGACAGGCAAGUCCCAGAUCCAGGCAUGGUGGUACACACCUUUAAUCUGGGACACACCUUCUGCUGGAGGCCUUCAUAAGGGUAUUAGAAGAAGGAAGAUUCACUCUUCUUUACCUGCUUGCCUUGUGGGACUGAGCAACUACAAGAUCCUCGGACUUCCAUUCACAGCUGCUGCUGACCACUGUUGGAUAGUUAAACUACAGACUAUAAGUCAUCAAGAAAUUCCCUUACUAUAGAGACUACCCAUAAGUUCUGUGACUCUAGAACCUUGACUAAUACAGAAGUUAUACUGCAGUUGUGUUUAAUAGCCCUUAUCUUUAUAUAUACAUACAUAUAUACAUAUAUGACUUUCUUUGUUUUGUUUGAGACAGGCCCUCCCUGUCACCCAGGUUAGCCUAGAACUCACUAGCUAACUAGACUGGUCUCAAAUGAACAGUUAUCCUCCUGUCUCAGCCUGUCCAAGUGUUAGGCUCAUAGGCAUGAGCCAAUACAUAGGCUUUAUAUUAAAAUGUCAUGGGUGAAAUUACAUGGUUCCAAGACCAUGUAAUUCAAAAUAAUUUAUUCAAAAAUAAUGACAUGUGGGCAAAUGGACUUAAAUAAGUUAAAAUAAGAUUGAUCAAGAAAAAGGCUAUAUAGCUCAGUUUGCAGAAUGCUUACCCAGCAUGCACAAAGCCCUGGGUUCCAUCCCUAGAACCACAAUAACCAGGCAUAGUGUUACACUCCUAUAAUCCCAGUAUUGUCAAGAAUUCAAGAUUAUCCUUCUCAGCACAGUGAGACAAGCCAGCCUGAAAUACAAGAGUCUCUGCUUGGGGGAAAGAUAAUGAUCUUAGGGGUUAUACUUUAAGAUAAGUAACAGUUUGUGGGAGAUCUCAGACUGUAUUUUCUAAGCAUGUAUUUAAAGCAAUCCACAAUAAAAAUGCUAAAGCAAGCUUAUAACAAUACAACUGUAGUUGCAAUAUAAAAGAUAAACUUAAAAACACAGGCAGCAUAUAGAAUAAAUUUUAGAUUACAGUACAGAGUUCAGGUAAGAAGAGCACUAUGAACAAAGACAAUGGUAGCAGUGUAAUGGAGCACACAGAAUAAAUCAGGGCUUAAAACUUGAAAUCUGGGCUGGUGAGAUGGCUCAGUGGGUAAGAGCACCCGACUGCUCUUCCGAAGGUCUGAAGUUCAAAUCCCAGCAACCACAUGGUGGCUCACAACCAUCUGUAACAAGAUCUGACGCCCUCUUCUGGAGUGUCUGAAGACAGCUACAGUGUACUUACAUAUAAUAAAUAAAUCUUAAAAAAAAAAAAAACCAACUUGAAAUCUACAGAGGCAGGCGGAUUUCUGAGUUCAAGGCCAGCCUGGUCUACAGAGUGAGUUCCAGGACAGUCAGAGCUACACAGAGAAACCCUGUCUUAGAAAAAAAACAAAACAAAAACCUUAAAAUCUAAAGGUAGAUUUGAGGGGUGGGGAGAGCUGCAAGAAUGCAAUGAAGGGCUGAGAUUACAACUCAGGUAGGAUUCUUGCCUCCUAUGCAUGAAGCAAGCCUUGGAGCUUGGGUUGGACUCACAGUAUCAUACAAACCAGUUUACACCUGUAAUUCCAGCACUGGGGAAGUAGAAAGUAAAUUCAAGAUCCAACCUUGAUACAAAAGACCCUACCUCAUAAAAGAGUAAGGAUAUAUUGAAUGACUUAAUAUCCGGAGUUUGUGGGAGAACACAAGACUGUAUUUUGAAGCAUAUUUUGAAACAUUAAUCCAGCACACAAAAAAUAAUAAAAUUAACUAAAAGCUCGUAAAUUUCAAUCUCAUUUACUUUCUAAGUCUCUUUUAAUCUGCCACUUGAAGCAUUUUAUCACCUCCAAAACAAGCUCCCUAGGUAAAGUCUUGGUUUUAUAUGUAAUUAUAUACCAGAGAGUAGCCCAAAGCAGCACAUAUUUACUCAAUAAAUAAGUAUGAAAAAAAUUAAUAAAAUUCAAGAGACUGGGCCGGGCGGUGGUGACACACGCCUUUAAUCCCAGCACUUGGGAGGCAGAAGCAGGCGGAUUUCUGAGUUCGAGGCCAGCCUGGUCACUCACUCACAAACUGAGUUCCAGGACAGCCCGGGCUAUACAGAGAAACCCUGUCUCGAAAAGCCAAAAUAAAAUUCAAGAGACUGAAUACACUAUAGAAAAGGACUCAGUGACUAAAUAGUAGGAGUAACAUUAACGGGACAGGUUUAAUACAGGUUUAAUGUGGUUAUAGGGAGAACAGGCAUAAACAACUAGCUGAAGAGAUAACAGUUGAAUUGGUAUUAGAAAAGUUAAACAGGAAAUUUACAAAUAAGUCCGAAAGCUAAAAGCAUGACCCUGAGUUUAAAUCCCCAGCUUUGCUUUCUGCUAUCUCCAAAUGUAUAUUUGAGCACAUUUUUAAACUCUGGGUGGACCCCAAUAUUUCAGAGUCAGAAAUUUCAAUUUCACCAACCUCACAAACCUGUGCAUUAGAAUAACAAAUAGUAAAUCUGAGUACUACUGAGAUUGUAAACAGGAUUAUGGCCCUGAAGAUGGCUCAUAUAGGCGUCUAUUGACUACUAUACCUGCUAACCUAAGUUCAAUACCUAGGCCCACAUGGUCCUUUAACCUCAAAACAUAAACUGUGUCCAUGUGCAUGCCCACAUACACACAGGCACACAGAAAAUAAUCAAAAUGUAAUAAAAAUUUUGUGUAUGUGUUUUUAGUAAAAUACAGUGAAAGAACAAAAGAAUUAGAACCUCAGACUACAACUAAAAACAAAAGAGUAUAUUACAGAAAGUGGACAAGAAUGGAGGUGCCCUAUACUAUUCCUUUUAUUGAAAAAGGUAAGGCAUGAAGACUGCCAUUAGUUGAGGCUAUCCUAAGCUACACAGUUGAGCACCACACCAACCAGGAAUACAUAGUUAAGACCUUGUCUCAAAAAACAAAAGGAGAUGAAACAGAGAAAAUGAAAGAAGGAAUGAAUAGAAUGGAAGCCAAAUAAAGAGUCCAUUGCUUGAGACAGUCUCACUAUAUACCUCUAGUUAGCCUGGAACUCAAGAGAAGUCCACCUGCUUUUUGCCUUCCCACUUCUAGGAUCGAAGCCCUAAAUCUUUAGGAAAAGAUUUGGGGGAAGAAAUAGUUGACAACAGAAAAUGUAGUUUAAACCCAAUACAGUGUAUAAAGCUACAGGAUGUGGAAAUUUGAAGGUCAAUCAUGAUGGGGGAAGGGUGGGAAUUGUGUUAUGCAAUGUUCAUAAGGGACAAGACUCAAACUGAGGAUAGCAGGGAAGAAAGAAUUAAAGAAUUAAAAAAAAUUUUUUGUAAAGAUAGUGAAAUGGUUGAGGGGUAAAGAAGCUUGCCAACCUGAGUAGGAUCCUCAGGGCUCUGAUAGUGAAAAGUGAAAACUGACUCCCACAAGUUGUCUUCUGACCUCCAUCUGUGUGCUGUGGGAGAUCACAAACCACAGACACUAAAUAGCAUGCAUAAGCUCAGAGUUCACUUUCCAACACAGCCAAAAAGUGUGUGUUUGCAUCUUAGUCCCUGCUACCUAGGAGGCUGAGGCAGAGAAUCACUUAUACCCAGGAGUUAAGGUCUAGCCUAGUAUAGUCUCAAAAAAAAAAAAAAAAGUGUUGGGUUGCAGAGAUGGCUCAGUGUGUCAGAGCACUGACUGCUCUUCCAAAGGUGCUGAGUUCAAAUCCCAGCAACCAUAUGGUGGCUGACAACCAUCUGUAAUGAGAUGUGACGCCCUCUUCUGGUGGGUCUGAAGACAGGGUACAGUGUAUUUACAUAUAAUAAUAAAUAAAUCUUUUUUUAAAAAGUGUUGAUAAACGUAGAACAUUCAGAACUACAUAUAAAAACAGAAGUAGUUGUGGGCUGGAGAGAUGGCUAAGAGCACUGACUGCUCUUCCAAAGGUCCUGAGUUUAACUCCCAGCAAACACAUGGUGGCUCACAACCAUCUGUAAUGGGAUCUGACACCCUCUUCUGGUGUGUCUGAAGACAGCUAUAAUUGUACUCAUACAUAAAGUAAAUAAAUCUUUUUUUUUUAAAGUAGUAGUAGUCUUGUUUUUAGGAAAGUAACAGAAAUAAUUUUAAACUUACAGCUUAAAUACAACACAUGAAUUUUUUACACAUACAUUCAACACAAAACUUUGAAGUAUGUACUCACAAGCAGUUUUAUUUAGACUAAUAGCAUUCAAGGCCACUGUGAGCCACCUACCAAGGUUCAGGCAGCUUUUCUAAACAGUCCUGGCCCCCACCCACACACAAUGAGUGACAGCACUUAAAGCACACUCAAUAUCCUAGAAACAAAUCUGAAACACUAUCAAUUAAUCCAAUAAGGCAAUUUUUAAAAUAUACAGCACAUACAAGAACAUAUAAACAAUCCAGUCGUGAACAUUUUAUUCCAAAAGUAUCAGUAUAAAAUAAUGCGAAUGUCUCUGGAUAAAAUAGAACCAGAGAACAUCAUAUAACAUUCUUUAAACAGAGUAAACAAGCUGGAGAAAUGGCACAUCUUCCAGGGUACCUUAGUCCCAGUCCCAGCCCCCACAGCAGGGAGGCUCACAACACCUGCAACUCCAGCUCCAGAGGAACCCACCAUCUGGCCUUUGAGGACCUGACCUCAUGUGCACAUGCACAUAUACACACAUAAUGAAACAUAAUAAAAAGGUUUAAAAGGAGGGGAAAAGCAAGUAAAUAAAGACUAUCAAUCUGAAAGAAACCAAGCUACAGAAUCCUUAAAAAUCCUUUUCUGUUGCUGUUAAGUAAGAUCAGGAACAAUGAAAAAGAAAACCAUGUAUUUCAGUAAUGUAAAACUUGUUGCCAGGCGUGGUGGCGCAUGUCUUUAAUCCCAGCACUUGGGAGGCAGAGGCAGGUGGAUUUCUGAGUUCAAGGCCAGCCUGGUCUACAAAGUGAGUUCCAGGACAGCCAGGGCUACACAGAGAAACCCUGUCUCAAAAAAACAAAAAAAAAACAAAACAAAAACAAAAAAAAAGACGUAACAACAACAACAACAAAAAACUUAAUUUGGAUACAAGAUGCUUUCUUAGCUAGUUACAUUAAUCAUGCCUGAGUGACAAAUUCAAGUGCUAAUUUGAAAAUCAAAACAACAGUACAAGGAUCAAAUACUAUAUAUGGACCUGGUGGUUUAUCAAUUCAGCAAAAGCCUCAAUGUAAUUUUUAACAGAUUACCUUCUCUCUAUCCACAUGGAAAAGUCGGCAUCAACAUACUAGAAAGAUGUAUGCCCACAAAACUCUAAAUCCAACAAUAGUAGACUCUAGAAAUUUAAAAGAAACCACAGCAAUUUUGACAUAAGUUUUUUUGAAAGUAGUAAUCUCUAAAACACAAAUGUAUUUUUUAAGCACAAUUUUAAGAUUACGGAAUGAACUAAAGGUGUCAUAUAAAAUAAGUAGGAUUUUGUUGUUGUAAAAUUUAACUUCACCCACUUUGUGGAGUUAAAUAAAAGUUUACUGGCUUGCCAGGUGAGGUGGUACAAGACUUUAUAAUUCCAGCACUUCAAGAGGUAGCAUGUGGACCUCUAAGAGGUCUAAACCAACCUGUUCUACAUAGUGAGUUUUCAGAUCACCCAAGACAACAGAGACCGUCUCAAAAGCAACCACAAUACUAGAUGGUGAGGGCACACACCUUUGAUCCCAGCAGAGGCAGAUGGAUCUCUGAGUUGCAGGCCAGCCCGAUCUACAGAAUUACUUCCAGGACAGCCAGAGGUACACAGAGAAAAAAGCCAGUUUCAAAAACACAAAACAAUAACAAAAGCCCAUAACCAAAAAAGUUUACUGGUCCAAUCAAUUGCUUUGCAAUGCUUUUGACAAUGAAACAACCUUAUUUCUAAUUUUCUUUUACUUUUUUGUUUGUUUAAGAUAGACUCUUAUGUAACUGCAAUUGUCCUGGAACUCUAUAUAAAUCAGCCUGGCCUGAACUCAUGGAUAUUAAACAUCUCCCUCCUGAGCACUGAGAUUAAAGACUUAUGCCUCUACACCUGGGUAUUUUUAAUUUUUGAAUAAAAUUGUUUAUAGUUUGUAAAUAAUCAGGUCAGAAAUAAAUUAAUCAAUGUAAUUAAAAAGUUUACUAUUCGACACCAAACUGAAGACUCAUAUUUAUUUGAGGAUACCUUUUCUACAUUCAUUAAUCACGCUGUUGUUUCAACAUUAUUUCUCACCAAAGUUAUUGUGUGUGUGUGUGUAUAAUAACGAACAAUAUUGCUUAUGUCGAAAUUUAUAAGUCUGAAAAACAGGUGCAACGCUUAAUUAGAUACACGCUUUUUUUCUUCUAAGCUUAAAUUAAACCCUGGAAAGGAACUUAAAACUAAACGCAGUCAUCCUCCAGCUUGAAUAAUCCUUUCAAACAGAUGCAGCAAUUUUAAAAAUUCAAGGCAUGAACCCGCAACUGUCACCUUCCAAAAGUUAGGAUAACCCAAGUCUGUCAGAGGAUCACAUUAAGUGGACAUUUAACUCCGUUUUAGCUUGUACUAAGCGAUAAGUACGGUCUACUUCAAAUUAAGACCAAUUCUUUCCGCAGACAUUUCCUAAAUACUGUACUGACAGCCCAGCUUUGCUUUGCAUCAGUAAAAACAUGAAUAUAGUAGGGAACUCUAGAGAAGCCGACUCAAGAGAGAAAUAUUCAGUUAAAGUGUUGAUGAAUCAGUAAGCGCUAAAGGAAAUCCAAGUGAGUAGAGCGGCAUCGCAGGUACUUAAAGGAGUUGAGGAUGGGAAGGCAAACUUGUCCGGCCGGCCGCGAGCCAUUGUGCGCGGCGGUAGCCCGAAGCGGCGUGGCUGUCAAGGGGCAAGUGCGUACCGAGGCGCGGGGGAGGGGGCAGGACGCCACAUCGGAAGGGGGUGCAGGAGCCAGGAGGCAAAGACGCUCAUCCCAGGCCCUCUCCGCGUGGCCUCACCCUCAAGGGGACCCACAAGCGCAAACUCAGUGCCUAGCGGGCCCACGCCAGACUCUCGCCCAGAGGCGCUGGGCCCAAACCCCGGAGGCCCAGGAGAGGUGGCUCCGGAGGAGCCCUGCGGACGCCAUGCUAAAAGCCAAAAUGGCUGCCCCAAGGAUGCCCGCAGCGCGCCGCCCGUGAGGAGGGAGCCGGGCGCGCCGUCACCGCUCGCCGGCCGGAGCGGCUCAGGACCUGGGGAGAGGGCUUAGCAAAGUGCUCCCCACGAGAGCACGAGAACCUGAGUCUGGAUCCCAGCACGCACAGAACAAAGCCAGGUGUAGCAGCGCACAGCUGAGCUCCUAGCACUGCCGAUGCAAAGACAGGUUCCAGCUACGGUCAUCCAGUGCCAUAACUUUUAAAGGAUAUUGCAAAGAAACUGGGAAAGGGUGAAAAAAUGAUCAAGUUUUUCCUUAUGGUGAACAAGCAAGGGCAGACCCGACUGUCUAAGUACUACGAGCAUGUGGACAUUAAUAAACGUGCGCUUCUGGAGACUGAGGUCAGCAAGAGUUGCCUGUCUCGGUCCAGCGAACAAUGCUCAUUCAUUGAAUACAAGGAUUUUAAACUGAUCUACCGGCAAUAUGCAGCUCUCUUUGUUGUGGUUGGAGUUAAUGACACUGAGAAUGAGAUGGCUAUCUAUGAAUUUAUACACAAUUUUGUGGAAGUUUUAGAUGGGUACUUCAGCCGAGUGAGUGAAUUAGAUGUAUCCUUUUUCUGUACAUUUUUCCAUGGUAUGUGGCAAAAAGCACACUCAGGAUGUGACCAUCAGAGAAGACAGCUGAUGCUGCGGUCCAAGAAUGUUGUGGAUAGGUGGAGAGGAGCCUGGAGAACAGAGCUGUUAGCCCAGCCGGCUCUGCCUUGUUCCUGCCCUGUGACCUUGGCCAGACUCUGGACUGUUUGCUUCUGAGUAGAAUGAAAUACGUAUUAAGGCACUCAUCACAAUGCCGGGACCCUGAGCGUCCCACAGCAGUGCUGCUGUUACCGAGGCUGGAUUGUCACUUGCGUGUGCGCUGGCACUUACAUUGUACCCCACGCCUGCCGUUCUGCAUUGGGAGGCAGCUCAGUGCUGGAGUGGUGCCUAACGUGCAAGGUGCUGAGUUCCAUCCUUAGCACAAAUACAUACACUCAUACGCUAGUGCUUGUAUACUCGCGCGCACACACACACACACACACACACACACACACACACACAUAGUUUAAAUGGCUGUCUCAAUAUCUACUUAUCCCACUUUCCUAGCCAGAGUGAACAUAGGUAUGGACAUGUAUAUAGAGGUCCUGUCUGUCUACUAAGGAUUUGAAAAACAAAAGCAGGUUUAGGUUUACCUAUACCAGGAGAGUAUCAGGCUAAGCCUUGUUAUUAUUUUUAUUUAUUAAAUUCUCCAGCUAAUUUCCUUAAUGUGACCCAGAUAAUGUUUAAUUUGGAUAAAGUUCACAUCAUUUUGGAUGAGAUGGUGUUAAAUGGCUGCAUUGUGGAAACUAACAGAGCCAGAAUUCUUGCCCCUCUGCUGAUUCUUGACAAGCUGUCGGAAAGCUGAUGAAGACGAUCAGGGUUUGAGUGCUGUGAAGGCCAAGGAAGAGAUCAUGGAUGACAGCAGCCUUCUAUAGUUCCUAUCCCAUAGUUCCUAAAGAGAAAACAAUUCUUGUGUACACAUUUUUCUCUUAACAGAGAGCCACAAUUUUACUUGGUAACUGUAAGCUUGCUUUUCCUUCUAUAGGUACUGCAGGGUUGCAGUGUGAUGCAAGCAUGGCAGUUGUCCAUCAGCCAAUAAACUUCAAAUUGACUUGAC
This is a messenger RNA of Mus musculus (house mouse), 31148 nucleotides long. RefSeq names its product adaptor-related protein complex AP-4, sigma 1 (gene Ap4s1). Gene Ontology annotation, cellular component: Golgi apparatus; cytoplasm; endomembrane system. The record is from RefSeq and is a predicted model, not a curated record. Bases 29759 to 30268 code for a protein of 169 amino acids. NCBI's taxonomy places the organism in Eukaryota, Metazoa, Chordata, Mammalia, Rodentia, Muridae. Gene Ontology annotation, biological process: protein transport. The transcript has 7 exons.